UAACAUAUUUUUCAUUUGUUGUGACUAAAGAGUGUUUUGUCUCUUUUUUACACAUAGAUAUUUUACACUCCUUGAAAUUAUUGCGUUUCUGUGUUUCUCGAAUCUGAUUUGCACACAGUAAAUAUUGUAUAUUUUUAAUCGUUCUCUGUAAAUUAAUUUGACCAAUAAAUACCCAUAAGUAUUUGACCACCCUAUGACAGUGAAACUUCUUCGUUUAAAUGAAAAAGCAAUAGUAUCGGUGUAACUAGUGUUUUAUGUCGAAAAUGUUUCGUAUGCGCAUCUUUAGUGUUAUCCAGCACAGGUGAAACACGUGGGCAGUGCAAAAGAAAAUAAACGUGGUGGUGAGAGUAGUUUUGAGCGAUGGCGGAGGCAGCGCCCGGGAGUAUCGUGAAGGAGGGCUGGCUGCUGAAGCGUGGUGAACACAUUCGCAACUGGCGCGAUCGCUACUUCAUACUUUUCGACAACGGCGACCUAAUGGGCUUUAAAGCGCAACCUGAGCGCAACAACUACCGCGACCCGCUGAAUAAGUUCACGGUGCGGGACUGUCAGAUCAUGGCCGUGGACAAACCGCGCCCCAACGUCUUCACCGUUCGCGGCCUGCAGUGGACCACUGUCAUAGAGCGGAACUUUGCUGUCGACUCCGAGAAGGAGCGCGAAGAGUGGGUGGCCGCCAUCCGCUACGUGUCGUCCAGGCUGAGCGGCGCUUCGGGCCAGCAGCCGGCGGGCCCCGACGCCGACGACCGCGACAUCGCCCAGCUCGGCACCAGCUUCCGAGACCCGCGCCGCAUCACCCUCGAGAAGUUUGAGUUUGUUAAGGUGCUGGGGAAGGGCACCUUCGGCAAGGUGGUGCUAAGUCGCGAGAAGGGCACCGGCAAGCUUUACGCCAUGAAGAUCCUCAAGAAGAACCUUAUCCUGCAGAAAGACGAGCUGGCGCACACCAUCACAGAGAACCACGUACUGAAGAAGACGAAGCAUCCGUUCCUGACGGCGCUGCGCUACUCGUUCCAGACCGCGGAUCGCGUGUGCUUCGUGAUGGAGUACGCCAACGGCGGCGAGCUCUUCUUCCAUCUGUCGCACGAGCGCUGCUUCAGCGAGGAGCGCACGCGCUUCUACGGCGCCGAGAUCGUGUCGGCGCUGGGCUACCUGCACUCGGAGGGCAUCAUCUACCGGGACCUGAAGCUCGAGAACCUGCUGCUCGACAAAGACGGCCACAUCAAGAUCGCCGACUUCGGGCUCUGCAAGGUGAACAUCACGCACGGCCGCACCACGAAGACGUUCUGCGGCACGCCCGAGUAUCUCGCGCCCGAGGUGCUCGAGGACACCGACUACGGGCCCGCCGUGGACUGGUGGGGCACCGGCGUCGUGUUGUACGAGAUGGCCUGCGGCCGCCUGCCCUUCUACAAUCGCGACCACGAGGUGCUGUUCUCUCUCAUCCUCGAGGAGGAGGUACGCUUUCCUCGGGCGCUGUCGCCCGCUUGCCGUGCGCUGCUGGCCGCGCUGCUCACCAAGGAGCCCGCCAGACGCCUCGGCGCCGGGCCCGGCGACGCGCUGGAGAUCAUGCAGCACCCCUUCUUCGCCGCCAUCAACUGGGCCGACCUGCUCGCCAAGAAGCUGCCGCCGCCCUUCAAGCCGCAAGUGGACUCGGACACGGACACGCGCUACUUCGACUCGGAGUUCACGGGCGAGUCCGUAGAGCUAACGCCGCCCGAGGGCGAGGCGGCGCGACCGCUGGAGUUUCCGCAGUUUUCCUACCAGGACCUGUGCUCGUCCGCGCACUCGGCGCUGUCGCAGCACUCGGCGCUGGCGGUGCCACGCCGUUCGCCGCCGCAGGCCGCCCGCCCCUAGCCGUCCGCUUCAGUUCUUUUGUAUAUAUUAAAAUAAAGUUAAGUGA
Messenger RNA from Pieris brassicae (large cabbage white), 1891 nucleotides. RefSeq names its product RAC serine/threonine-protein kinase (gene Akt). Gene Ontology annotation, biological process: protein phosphorylation. Gene Ontology annotation, molecular function: ATP binding; protein serine/threonine kinase activity. The coding region runs from base 361 to 1845 and encodes 494 amino acids. The transcript is spliced from 3 exons. Lineage: Eukaryota; Metazoa; Arthropoda; Insecta; Lepidoptera; Pieridae. The record is from RefSeq and is a predicted model, not a curated record.